Ascochyta rabiei is the source of this 1314-nucleotide messenger RNA. RefSeq lists its product as uncharacterized. Gene Ontology annotation, cellular component: ribonucleoprotein complex; cytoplasm; nucleus. NCBI's taxonomy places the organism in Eukaryota, Fungi, Ascomycota, Dothideomycetes, Pleosporales, Didymellaceae. The record is from RefSeq and is a predicted model, not a curated record. The coding region runs from base 1 to 1314 and encodes 437 amino acids. The transcript is spliced from 3 exons. Gene Ontology annotation, molecular function: mRNA binding.
AUGUCGAAAUCCGAACUGAAAGAAGAGAAGAAGAGUCGCAAGAGGCAGGCGGAGGAGACUGCCGAGGCGCCAGUAAAAUCGAAAAAGUCAAAGAAGUCAAAGGACGUCGAAGCCACCGAGACGCCAGUAGAAGAGACCAAGAAAGAGAAGAAGGAGAAGAAGUCAAAAGACUCGAAGAAGUCUAAGAAGUCCAAGGAUGUCGUCGAGGAUGCUACAGAAGAGGCCGUCGUAGAAGCCGCGCCUGCUGAGGAGCAAUCUGAGAAAAAGUCCAAGAAAUCGAAAAAGUCGAAGAAGGCCGAGGCCAGCGACGAAGCCACCAAAGUCGUCGACGAUGUUGCCAUGGCCGACGCGACCGCCGCGAUCGACGAUGCAGCCUCGAAAGAUGAGAAGAAGAAGGCAAAGAAGGACAAAAAGGAGAAGAAGUCCAAGAAAUCCAAGUCUGAGGCUGAGAGCGCAUCCACCAAGGAUGCUGCUACAGCAAACGGCACAACUGAGGAUACCGUUAUGGACGACAGUACCGAGGCCGAAGCGAAGAGUGAGAAGAAGUCCAAGAAGGAAGAAAAAGACAAAUCGGAGAAGAAAGACAAGAAAGACAAAUCGGAGAAGAAGGAAAAGAAAGAGAAAAAGGAGAAGAAGGAGAAGAAGAGCAAGAAGGUUGCUGAGCCCGAGACCAACGGCGAUGUUGCGGCGACAGAAGAGGCCGCUGUCGAGACCAACGGUGACGCUGCGACAGAGGAGGCCGAGGCAGGAGCUGAUGGCGAGAACGAGGAGACAGCUGGCAAGAAGGGCCGUUUCAUUGUCUUCGUUGGCAAUCUCCCCUACACCGCGACUAAGGAGCAGAUCGAGGAGCAUUUUACCAAGAUCAAGCCGACCGAGAUCCGCCUGCGCACAUACAAAGGCACUAACAAGUUCAUGGGCACCUGUUUCGUUGAAUUUGAUCGCUUUGAUCGCAUGGAGACGGCGCUGAAGAAGUACCACCACUCCGUCUUCCCUGACGGCAAGAAGAAGGAGGGUCGCAAGAUCAACGUUGAGCUGAGCGCCGGUGGCGGCGGCAACAGCGAAGCACGACGCGAAAAGAUCACAGCCAAGAACAACAAGCUGCACGACGAGCGCGCCAACGACCGCGAGAAGCGUGCUGAGAUCGAAAUGAAGCAGGCCGAGCGCGCAGCCAAGAAGGGCAAGAAGGGUGCCAAGGGCGGAGAGGAGGAAGAGGCCGCUGUUGAGCCCGAUAACGUCGGUAUCCAUCCUGCUCGUCUUGCCAUGAUGGCUGGGAACGACCGUCCUUCAUACCCCACGCACAGGCAGCGGUACUAG